Messenger RNA from Puccinia graminis f. sp. tritici CRL 75-36-700-3, 1488 nucleotides. RefSeq lists its product as uncharacterized. The record is from RefSeq and is a predicted model, not a curated record. Lineage: Eukaryota; Fungi; Basidiomycota; Pucciniomycetes; Pucciniales; Pucciniaceae. Bases 1 to 1488 code for a protein of 495 amino acids. The transcript is spliced from 5 exons.
AUGGCCCCAAGGGUGAUGCAAGGGAGUAAUGGGAAGAUGGUUUUUUUGGGUGCUGAAAUGUUUAACCUGCCAAAAUUGUUUCAAGCCACUCAGGCUCUCACCCCAUUUUGGCCCGCUUUCUUGCAAGUCCCUCCCUUUGAUGAUUCCAGAAAGGUUGUCAAACUGGAUGUGGAUUUUCCUUUGAGAAAACCCGCUGGAUACACCAAAUUCAUCUGCAAACUCAAACAGAAUUUUGGCAGUGGACUUACUGUUUUAAGCAUCUCCAACGGAGCUGCUAUUGCGCGACCGGGGACCAAAUUUGACGGCCCCCGUUGGAGUUUGUGCUCCAACGGUCCUGCUAAACAACCCGCCACACAUCCCCAGUGGCUCUCAAACCCGCGACCACCUGCUACCUUUGGCAGCCCAAUCCCCAGCCGCAAUCCACCUCUCGUCCACUCCUCCACCUACUCCACAUCACAAAUCCCACCAACAUCUCCCACACAAGCUCCCCAUUCCUUCAAACCAAAUGGCCACCCCGACUCGGAUCGGGACGCCAUUGUUGGGCGAGGACAGAAGGCCACAACGUUUUGGGAACGAAUCCACAAAAAUUACAUCAAACUCGUCAAGGAACACAACACGGACAAGAAGAACUCGACUGGUUUCAAGGAGCUCCCUCUACGACUAGUCGGUGGGGUUGAAUGUUGUUGGGGACUCAUAUUGAAGGCCCUCAACAAAUUCUCUGGCUGCUAUUCAACGGUCGAAUGUCGUUUGCAAAGUGGAAAGACACGCGCUGAUAUUCUUACCGAGGCGAAAGAGCUGUACAAAACCACAGUUGGAUCAACCAUCAACCUUUACCAUUGCUGGGGCAUUCUGAAGGAUGCCCCAAAAUGGCAGGCUAAUCAACAAGAGAACGCGGGUCGAUCCAAGAAGGCCAAAGAACCCAGUACAUCCCAAACCCCUACCAACCUUCCGAGUUCAACCCCAAGGACCUCAAGCCCAGCGGUCAUUGAUUUAGACGAGGACGAGUCUGAUCUUAGCCGAUUGGUCCUGGGGAGCGUGCGUCUUGAAGGAAAUAAGGCAGCCAAACGUAAGCGAGCCGAAGAGUCGUCAAUCGAAAAGAUGGUGGCGUUGCAAAAAGACCUCGUUCAGAUCUCGCGAGACCGAUUGUCCUCCAUGAAAUCAGCAACUCAAUCAACUUUGGACGACAAGACCCGAGCUUAUUAUCAAAAAAAGAAAAGAGCUAUAAUCGCUUGUGAUUUACAAGAAGAAAAAGAGAAUGAAGAAAGAGAGAAAAAAGAAAAGGAAGAGAAGGAGAAAAAGGAGAAAGAACAGAAGGAGAGAAAGGAGAGGGAAGAGAAGGAGAGAAAGGAGAAGGAAGAGAAAGAGAGGCGCGGACGCGAGAGAGCUGAGGAGGAUGAAGACAAAGAAGAAGAGACUGAAGAAGAGCGCAAUGACGAAGACGAUGUUGAAGAAGAAGAUGUCACUGGAGAGGAAGAAGUUGAGGCUUGA